AUGGCUGCUCCGUCCACGCCGGGGGGCAGCCCGAAACUCGGCCCCGCCUUCUCACCAAAAGCAGCGACGGCCGCUGAAGGAAAUGCAGCAGCUAGCACGUCUGCAAAUGCUGCUGGACCGUCGGGGAACGGGAGCGAAGCGGUCCAUGCAGGCGGCUGCUCCGUGCGGUGCCCGUACUGCGACGAAGUGCUGCCGUCCUCCUUUCUGGCUCAGAUCCGCUCAACGGAGGAACUCGACCCGCAGGCGUCUGAGGGCUUGCAGAAGUCAGUGCUGGGUGGCGACGGGGCAGAGACGAGCGCGAGCAAGGCCGGAAUCAGCGCGGCCGACAUCCGGCGGUGGUCUGAACGUGCCGGUCUCGAGCUUCCCCCUCCUUCCCCCACUCCAGCACCCGUCCAGGAGGAGUCGGAAGACCACGCGAAACCGAUCCCGAUUCUGGCGCCGCCGCCUCCUCCCUCGAGCAGGUCAGCAGCUGCUAAGAACAAGGGUCGCUUCGGCUUCUUCUCCCGCAAGAGCGAGGAAGACGACAGCGAUGAUGACGACCUCGACGACCUAGUGACCGGCUACGCGAAGCUAGACGAAGGUCCUGACGACGACGACACGUACGAAGAGAAGCCGAUCGUGUUCAAGAAGCGCGAGCCCGAACCCGACGUGCAGCCGAAGGCUGAGGCGAAGACAUCCGCAGAGUCUGAGGCUCGACCGCCGCAGCCCGCCAGCUCUCUGAACGACCCGACGCUCACAGUCGCCGCGGGCGCAUCGGAGCCUGAGCUGCGGCUGUUGCUGAAGGAGGUUCUGGGUCGCAUCUCGUCGCUCAUCGCCCGCUCCAACCUUGUCAUGGCCGAGGCGAAUACGGAAAUGCUGGAGAGCGAACUACGCCGCGCCAAGGCUGAAGCAGCUUCUGCCUCUGCUGCCUCGGCCAACGCCGCCACUUCCACACCCAACUCUGCUCCUCGCUCCCGACCGAGCCUCGAGGGCCGACCCUCUGGCGACGCCUCCUCACCUCGGGCUCCGCCAUUAGUCAAGGAGAAGUCCUUCGGCUUCUGGGCGCGCAAGGCGUCUCCUCUUCCCUCGCCAUCCGGGAACGCCUCGGCCGCAGGCGACGACGACGAGCUCACGCGCCUGCGCGAGCAGGUCGCGGCGCAGGCGACCCAGCUCGACACGUUGAAGCAGGGCAAGCGCGAGAUCGAAGCCGAGCUCGAGGGGCUCUCGCAGGCCCUGUUCGAGGAGGCGAACAAGAUGGUCGCGGACGAGCGCCGGCGGCGGGCAGAACUGGAGGAGAACCUGCGCGAAGCUAGGGACGAGCGCGAGGCGCUCCGCGCGACGAUCAAGGUGCUCGGCGGCAGCGCGCCGGGCACAGAGGCGAACAGCGACGACGAGACGGAGCGCUCCAGCGUCGGCGGGGACUUGACGGCGCACUAUGCCGCGCUGAGGGCCGGCAUAGACCGGGUCGGGGCGCGAACGCCCCAGCCCACCGGAAGGGUUACGAAGGAGAGUGCGAGCGCCGCCGGCUCGCCGAUGCCGAUACCAAGCCCGUUGGGCAGGUCCGACAGCUCCGCGGGAGAGGGCAGGGAGACGGAAGCGAACGGCGGAAGCAGUGGGGGCAGCGGCACAGGCAGUGCUGGCAGCGUCACGCCCAGCCGUGAGCCCAGCCCCGACACGGGCGCCAGCGCGAGCGACAUGCCGGGCGCUUUCUCCAGCAGCCCGCCAAAGGACGGCCCGAAGGGGUCCGCAGCCAUGAACAUGCCGCCCAUGCCUGUGCCGCUUGAGACGGAGGCGAAUCCCUGGGGUUAG
This is a messenger RNA of Trichosporon asahii var. asahii CBS 2479, 1788 nucleotides long. RefSeq lists its product as uncharacterized. NCBI's taxonomy places the organism in Eukaryota, Fungi, Basidiomycota, Tremellomycetes, Trichosporonales, Trichosporonaceae. The record is from RefSeq and is a predicted model, not a curated record. Gene Ontology annotation, molecular function: guanyl-nucleotide exchange factor activity. Gene Ontology annotation, biological process: exocytosis. Gene Ontology annotation, cellular component: Golgi to plasma membrane transport vesicle; cell tip. Bases 1 to 1788 code for a protein of 595 amino acids. The transcript is spliced from 2 exons.